This is a messenger RNA of Octodon degus (degu), 564 nucleotides long. It is a transcript of the gene Fhit, whose product is annotated as fragile histidine triad. Bases 1 to 564 code for a protein of 187 amino acids. Gene Ontology annotation, molecular function: ubiquitin protein ligase binding; bis(5'-adenosyl)-triphosphatase activity. The transcript has 6 exons. Gene Ontology annotation, cellular component: cytoplasm; nucleus; plasma membrane. Gene Ontology annotation, biological process: negative regulation of proteasomal ubiquitin-dependent protein catabolic process; purine nucleotide metabolic process; diadenosine triphosphate catabolic process. The record is from RefSeq and is a predicted model, not a curated record. NCBI's taxonomy places the organism in Eukaryota, Metazoa, Chordata, Mammalia, Rodentia, Octodontidae.
AUGGUCAGGCAGAUCCUACCCUCUGGCAAUGUCCUCGUGUGUCCGCUGUGGCCAAUGGAGCACUUCUCUGACCUGCAUCCCAAAGCAGUGGCUGAUUUGUUUCAGAUGACCCAGAGAGUCAGGACAGUGGUGGAGAGACAUUGCCAAGGGACCUCGCUUACCUUUCCAAUCAGGCGAGAUGGCCCCGAAGCUGGACAGACUGUGAAGCAUGUUGGUGCCCACGUUCUUCCCAGAAAGGCUGGAGACGUUCGCAGGCCUGACUACAUCUAUGAUAGGCUGGAGAAACAUGACAAAGAGGAAGAAGACACCCCAGCCUCUUGGAGGCCAGAGGAAGAAAUGGUGGCCGAAGCAGCUGUCCUCAGGGCCUGCUUUUCAUCUCGGUGCGCGCGGCAGCAGAGCGCUCUUGCGGCGGCAGCAGCCUGCGCUCGCCCCGCAGAGCCUCCUCCAGAGCCGGGAGCCGGCCCCUGCCGCCUUCGGGCCUUUGCACCGCCUGCCCUCCACCCGCAGCUUCUCUCCCGCAUCUUCACGGGGACGCUCGCUCGCUCGUGCUCCCCACUCGCCUAG